AGAAAAUGGGGCGGCAUCAGGAAAAUCGCCUAAGAUUGUCGUCAAGAACGAAAGUAGCCGAAACCGAGCAUAAAGUCGAUUCGAAACUGGCGAAGACAAAUGCGAAUGGCCAAAUUGAGUGCAUUAUUUGCAAAGUCACUGUAAAAUCGGCCACAUUAUGGAAGGUACAUGUAAACUCCAAGUUGCACAAGGAACGCAUAACGAUUGCAAAGCAAAUAAAAUCAACUUUUAAAGGCGGCAUACCGGAAGCGACUACGAAGUUGUCCACGGUCACAACACAAACGCCAAAACCAUCCACAAAAGUAAUAGAAACGCCGAAAGGGGUCAUUGCAGUCCAACAAAGUCUCAAAAGCACACAACAAAUUGUACCAAAAGCGGCGCCUACACCUGUCACCACUGAAAAAUCCGCAUCCGCCAAUAACGUAGACACUUUGUUGCCAGAGAAGUUCUUUGACGAUCCCGUGAAGGAUGCGAAAAUUCGUAAUGCAGAAUAUAAGGACCCACAAGCAGAUGAAUGGGAACGUUUCCAGCGUGAAAUUCGUGAAGCAUCCUCUGUGUCUGUUGCCAUUAUUGCUGGUGAGCAAAUGGAAUCGGCCUUUGAUCGUGACUUGGAUGAGAUCAACGAUCAAAUGAAGCAUUGGUCCAGGUAUAUGAAUUUGGAGGCGCGCAAGGGUGUGCUUAGCGUAAAUAAAGACCACAAAUCCGAAACUCACAGUUCUGACGAGAAUGAAAGUGAUGAUGAGACAGCAGCAACUUCUGAAUUUUCGGACUGGCGUUCGAAGUCAUUUCUUUAAAACCACUUUGUGAGCGAUUAUCUGAUCUGAUCUUAUAUUUACUAACAUAAAUAUGUAUGUAAAACAAAUAUGUUAUGUUCGUUAAGAUCUUCAAGGAUGGAAUAAAAUAAUUUUUAAGAUACAAUAUGAAACAAA
This is a messenger RNA of Bactrocera dorsalis (oriental fruit fly), 929 nucleotides long. Its product is annotated as zinc finger protein 830. The record is from RefSeq and is a predicted model, not a curated record. Gene Ontology annotation, molecular function: zinc ion binding; nucleic acid binding. Gene Ontology annotation, biological process: mitotic DNA replication checkpoint signaling; nuclear DNA replication; mitotic DNA damage checkpoint signaling. NCBI's taxonomy places the organism in Eukaryota, Metazoa, Arthropoda, Insecta, Diptera, Tephritidae. Gene Ontology annotation, cellular component: spliceosomal complex; nucleus.